CUCACCCUACAACCAACUCCACCAAUCAUGACACUGCUGGCGAAGGCCAUGUGUGCUGUUCUCCUGAUGGGCUGCUGCAGGGCAGUUGACGUCUCCUCCCUUCACGGCGCUGCUCCUGAUGGGGGCACCGCAAACGGAAGCAGCGGUGGUCGUGGUGGGGGCGUGUUGGCGUUCCACCAUCCAUCCGGCUUCUUCCGUGGCAUUGCUCCCGAGUCUUUGGAUAAAUCCUCUCUACAAGGUUUUGCCAAUAAGGCUCAUGACCUCUCAGCCAGUCACAGCGCGCACGACGCGGUCAAGCCUUAUAGCAGUGGAUUUGGCGGGGCUCAUGAGAACGUCUAUGGUGGCAAGCCUCAUUCCUUCGACAGUUCUCUCGGUGUCAAAGAUAACCCUUUCGACAGCUCCUUAGGCGUCAAAGAUAACUCUUUCGACAGCUCCUUAGGCGUCAAAGAUAACUCUGGCAGCCUAUACGGUGUUAACGGUAACUCCUUCGGCAGUUCUUCCAGCAUCAAAGAUAGCUCGUUAGGCAGUAUCUAUAGUGUCAAAUCUAAUUCAUUCGGCAGCGCUCAUGGUGUCAAAGAUAACUCCUUCGACAGUUUCUUAGGCGUCAAAGAUAACUCAAACAACCCUUACGGUGUCAAAUCUAAUUCAUUCGGCAGCUCUCAUGGUGUCAAAGAUAACUCCUUCGACAGUUUCUUGGGCGUCAAAGAUAACUCAAACAACCCUUACGGUGUCCAAGGUAGCUCAUUUGGUAACACUUUUGGUGUGAAAGAUAACACCUUCGACAGCUCCUUAGGCGUCAAAGAUAAUUCAAACAACCCUUACGGUGUCCAAGGUAGCUCAUUUGGUAACACUUUUGGUGUGAAAGAUAACACCUUCGACAGCUCCUUAGGCGUCAAAGAUAAUUCAAACAACCCUUACGGUGUCCAAGGUAGCUCAUUUGGUAACACUUUUGGUGUGAAAGAUAACUCCUUCGACAGCUCCUUAGGCGUCAAAGAUAAUUCAAACAACCCUUACGGUGUCCAAGGUAGCUCAUUUGGUAACACUUUUGGUGUGAAAGAUAACACCUUCGACAGCUCCUUAAGUGUUAAAGAUAACGCGAACAACCCUUACGGUUUCAAAGCUAACUCCUUUGGCGGUUCAUUCGGUGUUAAAGGAAACUCAGCAAAUCCUUACGACGCCAAAGUUAACUCCUUCGACGGCUCUUUCAGCGCUAAAGAUCAUUCCUUUGACAAGUCCUUCGGCAUCAAUGCCAACUCCUUCGGCAGCUCAUUUGGCGCGAAGAACGGUUUGUCAAACGGCUUCGUAGGCUCGUCACGUAGACUUGGUGGCUUCCGAGGAGGACUCCAAGGCUCUAUAGAUUCCUUUGGAAAAUCUUCCGGUGGGCUUGGUGGUCUUCGAAGUGGCUUUGCUGGCGUGAAGGGGAUUGCUGCAAGCCCCUACGGCUUCCCUGGCAGCUCCAAGAGUGGCUUUGGAGGGUCCAUCAAUGGAAAACGAAUCUUCGGUGCGUCUGCUCUCAGCGGUGCUCGUGGACGGUCCAUCUUUGUUCCCGCAGGAUACCUUCGAGGCUACAAAAGCUACGCUGGGAAUCGUGGUGGAAAUCUUGGCUUCCGUGGAAAGUUCAUUCCUGUCAACGUUGGUUACGUCGGAUAAUUCACAAGAAAGGGACUCUAAUAUAAACCAUGACGUCUAGGACAACUCUGAAGAUUUAUGAGUAAUUUAAAUUAAUAAUAGAUAUUUUUAUUUAUGAAACGUAAAAUAUUUAACUUUCUUUAUAUAAAAAUUAGCUUUUUAAUAUUAAUUGUUCAUCGAUAGAAGUAAUAUUAUGGUAAUAUCAUAAUAUUUAUAUUUUAACAGUGAUUUGAUGUAACAUUUAGAGACAAAAUAUGUUUUAAAUUCUGUAUUUAAUAAACUUAUACAAUAAACUAUCCGAGGAAGCAAUGAGAAUUGUUAAAAACUUUGACAGACAAUAAAUGAU
This is a messenger RNA of Procambarus clarkii (red swamp crayfish), 1975 nucleotides long. RefSeq lists its product as uncharacterized. Lineage: Eukaryota; Metazoa; Arthropoda; Malacostraca; Decapoda; Cambaridae. The record is from RefSeq and is a predicted model, not a curated record.